This is a messenger RNA of Wallemia mellicola CBS 633.66, 408 nucleotides long. RefSeq names its product tRNA-intron endonuclease catalytic domain-like protein. Gene Ontology annotation, molecular function: tRNA-intron lyase activity; nucleic acid binding. Lineage: Eukaryota; Fungi; Basidiomycota; Wallemiomycetes; Wallemiales; Wallemiaceae. The record is from RefSeq and is a predicted model, not a curated record. Gene Ontology annotation, biological process: tRNA-type intron splice site recognition and cleavage; tRNA splicing, via endonucleolytic cleavage and ligation. The transcript has a single exon. The annotation marks the transcript as partial.
AGCUACACAUUAACAAUUCCAGCAACAUCCCCAUUCACAUUCGAUGAUAACAACGUCAUUUAUUCAGAUUUAGAGAGUGCAAGAUCAGCAAAUGUUUGGACAUACCCACACAAUCAACUAGAGUUAAAUAAAUGUAGAGUCUUCAAGGAUCUUUGGGAUAGAGGUAUGUUCAUGGGUGAUGGCUUGCGUUUUGGUGGUCAUUUUCUCGUCUACCCUGGUGAUCCAUUGAGAUAUCAUAGUCACUACACAGUCACUGUUUUAGAAGAUACUUCAUCAGUUAUAAAACCAUUAGACAUCGUAGCCCUAGGAAGAUUAGGAACGACAGUCAAGAAAGUCCACUUGCUAACAUCAUACAACAACAAAACUGAAAAGGUAGAUUAUAUCUCGUUAGAAUGGGCCGGUUUCGGU